Messenger RNA from Impatiens glandulifera, 1993 nucleotides. Its product is annotated as AP2-like ethylene-responsive transcription factor CRL5. Gene Ontology annotation, biological process: regulation of DNA-templated transcription. The record is from RefSeq and is a predicted model, not a curated record. The transcript has 8 exons. NCBI's taxonomy places the organism in Eukaryota, Viridiplantae, Streptophyta, Magnoliopsida, Ericales, Balsaminaceae. Gene Ontology annotation, molecular function: DNA binding; DNA-binding transcription factor activity. The coding region runs from base 183 to 1712 and encodes 509 amino acids.
GUGAAGAGGUUCUGCAAAAGCAAUUGUCUUUGCUGAAAGCAGAAAUAGGAUUCACAGAUCCCUAUGGAUUCCUAGACUUUUCUCUUUCACCCAUCACCAUUUUUAUUAUUAUUCUCUCAUUCCUUUUGCUUCUUAAACCAUCAUCCAGUUUGUUUCUCAUUACAGAUCCAUCGAUCCAUGAUAUGAACAGCAACAACAACAACUCAUUAUCACCGUUUUCUUUGAUACCCAUCAUGAAUUCAUCAGAUAACAGAACCAAACAACUCACCUUUGAUCAUCAAGGCUCGAUGAUGAUGAUGAUGAUGUCUACUACUAAUACCAAUUCAAACAGCCCCAAACUUGAAGACUUUCUUGGAGUUGGUGGUCCAACAACAAUGGCGGCGAAUAAUGAUAUUAUUGAAACAACAGAUCAAGCAUUAAGCUUAUACAAAUAUGGGAAUCUCGUUUGUUAUAAUUCAAACUGUGCAGGAAAUGGGGUUGGAGAUUUGAACACACUCAUAAGUUUGUCUAUGAAUGAUCCUCAAGCAAGUUCAUGCCUCAGUACUACCACUGCAAUUACUCCAAGACAGUUGUUGCUGACGUCAGCCAACAAUAAUGGCGGUUGUGACGAGGAUGAUGAUGAUGAUCAGAGCUUGGUGGCUAUGGUGAACAAUAACAAGAACAAGAGAUCGUUUGAUCAGAAAACACCCGGCCAGAAACAGCAAAUUGCAGUCCAAAGGAAGUCCAUUGACACAUUUGGUCAGAGAACUUCACAGUACAGAGGAGUUACAAGGCAUAGAUGGACGGGUAGAUAUGAAGCUCAUUUGUGGGACAAUAGCUGUAAGAAAGAAGGACAAACCAGGAAAGGGAGGCAAGUUUAUCUGGGAGGUUAUGAUAUUGAAGAGAAAGCUGCAAGGGCAUAUGAUCUUGCUGCUCUUAAAUAUUGGGGACUCUCCACUCAUAUUAACUUUCAGCUGGAGAAUUAUACACAUGAGGUUGAGGAAAUGAAGAACAUGACUAGACAAGAGUAUGUUGCCCAUCUCAGAAGGAGAAGUAGUGGGUUUUCAAGAGGAGCUUCUAUUUAUAGAGGAGUCACAAGACAUCAUCAGCAUGGGAGAUGGCAAGCUAGAAUUGGCAGGGUAUCUGGAAACAAAGACCUCUACCUUGGAACAUUCAGCACCCAAGAAGAAGCUGCGGAGGCCUACGACAUUGCGGCGAUUAAGUUUAGAGGGACAAACGCGGUGACUAACUUUGACAUGUCGAGAUACGACGUCGAUAAGAUAAUUGCCAGCAAUACUCUCCCAGCCGCUGAGCUAGCGAGGCGAGACAAUACGAAUGAAAUAGAACCAAUGACGACAACAAAACAAGUUCGGGCCGAGGGAAAUGACAAUAUGAGUCAUGAUAUCGCUGAUUGGAGGAUGGUGCUUUAUAAUCAGUCGAACCAAAAGAGCUGUGACCCAUCUGAAUUGAACGGUUUGGUUGGAUUGGAGCCAUUAGGUUUGAGCCAGCUAGAGCCUGACAAGCCCAUGACCAAGCUUGAUCAACAUUUUUCUGACCCUUCUUCGCUAGUUACUAGCCUAUGCAGCUCUAGGGAAGACAGCCCCAUAGACAAAACUCAUCCUUUCAUUGGAGCUGAUAAUUAUGGAAACAUAAGUUCAUGGUCUCAACCAGCUCCUCCCCAUAUAUCCAUUCCUCAUUACAUGCCGUUUUUCGCUGCAUGGAAUGAGUCAUAAGAAAUCGACGGUGGGAAGAAUUAAAGACGAGAUUGAACCGGAACAAGUCAUGAUGGUCUCGUCGUGCAAAAACUCUUGCGGUUAGUUUUGGAUUUUUGGGUGAAACCAAAAAAAAAAUGAAACUAGUUAGCAUUGUGAAAGAAGGAAGUACUAUAUCUAUCUAUUGUAAUCCAAAUUAAGAAACCCUUUUUGCUUCAUAUUCAUGAUGUGAAGAUUUUUGGGUGAGGAAAUGGGAAUGCUUUAAUCAUUAUGUUUUGUGGAAUAUUGCCUCCAUGCAUGCA